Rotaria socialis is the source of this 396-nucleotide messenger RNA. Lineage: Eukaryota; Metazoa; Rotifera; Eurotatoria; Philodinida; Philodinidae. The record is from the annotation of a GenBank genome assembly.
AUGAUUAAAACUGCAUUACCAACAGGUUCAUUCGAUCAAAUUUUAUCAUCUUACGAAGACGAUCGCGCUUCUAUCGAAUUCAACAAUGAAAUUCACACUAUUCUUAUCUGCAUUGGUCUUCUUACAGUUAUUCUAUUGAUUGUUCUUCUUAUAUUUUCAUUUGUUAGUAAAUGCAUGAGAUUGUUCAACGAUGAAAUAAAUUCAACGACGAAAAUUAAUCGUUACCAAUCGAAGUUUUCAAUCAAUACACGAAUAAAAAAAUCGUCAGUUUCAUCAUCAUCAUCAUUUCUAAUUGGUUAUCAACCAAAUAAAAUACCACUCAAACCUUCACUUUCGGCAACACUACGAAUGCUUCAAUAUAAACAACAACAUUUUCCUGCGAUUGUUCAUGUUUAA